Molecule: messenger RNA, 1221 nt
Organism: Paramecium tetraurelia
Lineage: Eukaryota; Ciliophora; Oligohymenophorea; Peniculida; Parameciidae
Exons: 4
Molecular function (GO): zinc ion binding
Source: RefSeq, a predicted model, not a curated record
AUGUCUGAGGAUAUCAAGUCUAGAGUCAUGAAUUACUUUAAUUGUCCGUUGGGAGAUAUACAUGAAGGAGAAUAACUUAACUUUGUUUGUCUUGAGGCAAAUUGUAAAGAAAUGGGACUCAUCUGUCCUGUAUGCAGAACUUAAAAACAUUCCAAGCACAAAGUCAUUCCAUUGAAGAUCUUUCUAGCAGAUAUCUAUACUAAUAUAAAUGCUAAGCAAAAUUAAAAUUCUUUGGAUUCCUUACUCGUGCAAUUAGAUUAAUCUCGCUUGAAAAUGUUAUCCAGUCUUAAAGACAUUGUCCAAAAAAUGGUUUUACAAAUAAAAUUGCUUGAAGAAUAAAUCAACUUAAGUUAUAAGAAUACAAAAUAGAGAUUAUAGGAAUAGAAUCAAACAUAGAUGAAUUUUCCUCUGUUGUUUUAAUAAAUCCUAAAUACUCAAUAUAAGAAUGUGGAAUUAUUAAAAUAAGAUGUACGUAAGAUCAUCGACAAUGUAAGUCAACUCCAACCUGGCAAAAUUGAAAUUGACUUUAAACCUUAAAAAUUGUUUGAUUCCUAUUAAAAAGCUGUAAAUAUUCUGUAAUUAUCAUUCUAGUCACAAGAGGCAGUUAAUCAAUUAUAGAUGUUAUUUACAUCGUUUAAAUAAUCAACUUAAAAAAUAGUGAAACCAAUUGAAAAGUUUACUUUGCCAGUUGUUAGUCAUAAUCAAAUCAAUUUCAUUUUUAGUUAAACAUUGAAAUCGGCGACAAUUAAUGUUCAAGAUUUAAAAAUAGCCACUCAAUAAGUGUAAUAGAAUACUGAAAAUCGAUUUAUUUUAAUUGAACCAUCUAUUUAAGAUUCAUCUAAAAUUGCCUUUAAAAUUGUAAAUUUAACUAAUUUCAUUGGAUUGGGAAUUGGUUUGAAGAACGUUCUUCAAACAAAGAACAUGAGAUUUGAUUAAUAGUCAAUAGGACAUGGUUCAUACAUGGCAUCAUCAAACGAUCUUGUAUUUUCACAUCACAAAUAGGAGGAAAAUAUGAUAUCUAAAUCUUUUCCAUUUGCAACUGGAGAUAUUGUGAUUUUAGAUGUCAAUUUUGAAAAUUAGAUAAUAAAGUUUAAGAAUAAGAACUCAUAGAAUGAACCAAUAUCACUUACAUUUGACAUUCCAGAAAAUGAUGAAAUUGUUUUUUGCGUUAAUAUGGGUAGUGUAGGAGAAAAGGUGGAAAUUUUAGACGAUUGGGAUUGA